AUGAUAAUUCCCUUUAAUUUCUAUUCUAACACGGGCUGGUAUCAGUGGUUAGACGAGAACUCCCCUCUGCCCCCCUACUCUACGUUACUCGCUCGCGCCAUACAGAAGAGUCAAAACGAAUCCAAUACGCAAGCACAAUCUCAGCCUUCCCCCAAAGAGAAGAAAGAUCUAACAUCUGCUAUACUAUCCAAAUCUAACAUGGCGAGAGCGUUAAAGGAAUCCGGCUACGAAUCAGAUUCUACAAUAGUAUUCCGACGUCAAGCCGCCCCUUUGUCGCCGAGUGAACGAAGAGCGGCCUAUCGUGAUUUACAAGCAGGGGGUGAACCGCCAAGAGGGGGAUUCCGCUCCCCCGCACCAAAUAGACAAGACGAAACAGAAAUAGAAUACAUUCCUAUAUCUCCGACGUUGACGAAAAUAAGGAUACAUAAAAAGACGCCUCAGAUGCAUGAAGUUAUAUGCUAUCCUGUUACAAGCAAUCCUAUUGAACAACAAUAUUUGAAAAGUAGACCAGGUAGCGAUUCAAAGUUCCGAAAAUAUGAGAUUGAUGAAGAAGGGGCACCAAUUCCUCCAACAAGAAUCUCUUCAAGAAAUAGUCAAACCCUAAAGUUUAUGACGUCUAAGACACCAACUUUCGAGUCUUCCACUAAACUUUCAAAGGAACAAUCGAAUGUAGAAUUUCUAAAAGACAAAAUAUCUAAUAAGUUGAACAGGCAGAAUACCCACAUUAUAAUAAAACCAAAAUCACUUCAAAACAGCCAUAGACGAAUCAUGUCUACGUCCGCUCCACCAGUUUUAAAUAGAAAUAAAACUAAUGGUACUUUACCUAAAAAUAAUGUGAAAACUUCAAAACCACUUGGGACCAGUAGUUUCAGUUCAGAAAGAAGGAUAAUACUGCCCAUAAACUAUCCUACUGGUAGAAGUAAGAGUGGAGAUACUUCUUCAGUAAUUAUUGAAGGUGGCGUCGGUAGACGAACACCUAUAACAAAUAUUUUGGAUAAAGUGACCCAAAUAGAUAAAUUAUGGGGUUCUCAGAAAAGAAAUGAAAGAAUCGAUGUCUCGAAAAUAAAACCAAAAAGUAUAAUCAAAUCUCCUUCAAAACCGCUAUCUCCUAAAACUCCUAACUUAAGUCCCAGAUACGAAGGAACAGUUACUCAUAAAAGCCGAGACAUGAUACGAACCGCAGAGAAAAUUCAAAAUAUGAAAGUACAAGCAAAAUCGACUCCUUGUUUGGCCAAACAAUACAAUAAGUCCGUAAAAUCGAAUUCUCUACAAGUAAUGUCAAAUAUGUCAAAAUCGUCUUCUAGUAUACAACCACUUUCAAAAAAACAACAUCCAGUGAAGACAGCAACAGUUACAAGUCUAAAAAAGAAAAAGUCUUUAGAAAGUAUACCUCUUAAACCCCGACAUACAUUGACAAAUGAACAAAACAUCAAGAAAGUAAAAUAUGCAAGUAACCAUAAAAAGUUACAAAAAAGUAAUAAAACCCUGAAUAAAAAACAGCAAAAAGAUUUGCAUUCUGAAAGCGACACUUGUAAUCAAUUUGGAGAAAAUUUAGAUAAAUUGUCUAAUAAAGGUUCUGUUGAAUUUUUAGAUCAACUAACUUCGAACGAUUUAAGAGAAGCGAGAAAUAAUAUUGUGUCCGACUCAUUUUUCCAACACCUGUUUUUAAGAGAUGCCGUAAUACCGCCUGAUAUGCAGAAUUAUGAAAAUGCGCGUACGUCAGUAUUGCAAAAAGCUAAAUACUUUCAAUCGCUGCCAGAUACGAAUGUUAACUUUUCAAAUUCAUUAAAUACUUAUUUAGUACAUCGCAAGCCGGUGUCUCUUUCUCGUUUUAAAUUGUGGGAUAGUCAUUCGAAUGUGUCACCUAUUUCAAGUUCAAGGUCUAUAUCUUGGCCGGGCAAGAUGGAUGGCCGGAUUCGAAAAUUUGAAAGUUUGACAAAAAGCAACAAUGAAUUUGGAUCUUCGUCUUCUUUAUCGACAGUCAGAAGUAAAAGUGAACCUCCUUGUAGCAAAUUAUAUUUUUCUCAAACGUCUCGACCUGUAUCUCCAACGGUAACAUUUCACAAAAAACAAGAAUCUUCAGUCAAGGAAUCACCUUCACCCGUAAGAUUUUUUGUGUCGCAUAGAUCAUUGUCUCCGAAUGUUAUGAAUAAAACACAAUACUUGGAAAAGUUGUCACGAUCGCCGACCAAGAUUAUUUUUUCAAAAACUAAACACUCAAAAUCAAAUGAUGAAGACUAUUAUUCAAAGAGACCACUGAGCGAGGAUUUUGAUAAAAAGGCAACAACAUUUUUUUUCUCUGAAACGUCACUGCCAGUUUCACCUCAAGUCAGAAGUCCCCACAACAGAAGUCAAUCGACGUCACCAGCACCAGUUCGAUCUCCAUCUUAUCGUCGAAUACAUAAUGUUAGGGCUCAAAAUAAACUUGAACUUACCAACAAAAAAUAUCGCACUUUAAGCGCCGAUAACGCCGUUGAAAAGAAACUUGAAACGAAAAUCUAUUGUAGGCCAAAGAGUGAUUCGAAUUUACAUAAGAAUGAUCCUGAAUAUGAAGAGUAUAUAAAUGAUAUUCAAAAUGUGACGAACCGGUCCAUAAGGUUUCGUGAACUAAAUCGAUAUUAUUCAUAUUUAGAGAGAGUUGCUGAGCUUGAAAAAGCUACCAACAAUCAAAAUACGUGUUAUAGGAAAAGGGAUGAAGAAAUUAUAGAUUUCGAUAGGUGGAAAAAAAUUCGAACUAUAGAAAGAGCAGAAGAGGAACUGGACAAUCUGUAUAAAAAACUAAGAAAAGCUCAAAAUGAAAAUGAUGUGUUAUUCUAUCCUAAGGAUGUGAACGAUUUACGAUGGAAUUUUAAUAAAGAAAGAGGGUUAAGAAUGAAAGAAAAAUCUGUGGAGGAUUUAAAAGAGGAAUUGGAACAAAAAACUAGUGAUGUAGAUAAUGAAUUAGACUGUUUACAUGGUAAGGAUACUUACAAACCUCUCUGGAGAGGUACAAGUGUGGCUGAAACAGCAUUCACUAUAAAUAGAAAAAAUGAAAUAGAAAACAAGAAGAUAAGUAAUGCUAGAAACACAACACUUAACAAUUUACAUGCCAAUCAUUUAAGUGAUUUAAGAAGAAAAAUAGGUCUUGGUAGUCGUUUAUGGAGUAGUCUAUCUAUGGAUCAAGUAAAUGCUCUUAAAAAUCAGUUAAAUGCUAUAUACAGCAGAGAAUUAGAAACAAAACUUGAAAACAACGAAAAUUAUACCAUAACAGUAAAAGACGCAAAAUCUGCCAAGCAACCUGACCUUCACGUACGAUGUAAUUCUUUAACUUCCCCUAAAACGGACAUAAUAAUACCAGAAAUCAAUAAAUCAGAAUCAAUUGCAGCUAUAAGUUGUCAAUUGUCUUCCGAAAAAGAAAUAAAAAAUAAUGUAAAUAAAAUGCAAAUGUCUCUCACUGAAAGUGAAAAGAAAAAGUUAUCACAAUCUCUAAGUAAAGAACUAUUAAAACGGAUAAAUAAAUUUGACACGCCAUUACAAAAACCAGAACCGGAAAAGCCAGUUCAAGUAAAAAUAGACACAAACAAAAUUCAUGAAAGUAAAUGUUCUGAUAUAGAUCAUAAAUUAAGUGAAGAAAUUAAUAAACCUACAAAUGAAAACAUUAGACACCUUAUUUUUCCCGUUCCAAAACAGGAUACUUCAAAUCAAUCAUCCGCAAGUGAAACAGAUACUUUAAGCUCCGAUAUAUCAGGAAAAACGGUUAUAUAUAAAGGACCUGUAAAAGAAGUACAAAAAAAGGUUCAAUAUUUUGAAUCAGUAAAAGAUGAGAAAGAAUCGCCAGUCACAGUUCACCUUGCGAAAGAUACUCUAAAUGAAAAAAAUCAACACAUAACGGAACCAGUUAAACCCCCGGAGAAAAUAGAAAAUAAAUCAGGGUAUAACUCUAUUGUUCAAUCCCAAUCCUGUUCAAAUUUAAAAGAACUAUUCGGAGAGAGUGAAGCAAAUAAAUUUUUAUCUUUACCAGCUAAGUCUGACCUAUAUUCAAGAACCCCAUCGCCCCAAUCGGAAGUACAAGUCGAUCGAAGAACGCCUGACACGCUACGUUUCUCUAGUGACGAGACAAUCUGGCGUAGUCGAACACCGUCCCCCGAUGCAGAGCGGUACUGGCGUGCAUACCUCAAACUGGCACGCGAGGGGGAAGUUCGCCGUCUCGCGCGACGUUUUGAUUCGCCGUCCGCAGCCGGUGCAGUACUGCGGCGGUAUCGUAGCGACCCCGAAAUUAUAAGAAACGAUAUAAAAAAUAACUGGCCCACAGACAAGACAUUCAGGCGGGGAAAAUGUAGAUCUUUGUUACCGGUGGCUCGUAUGCCGCUCCGUCCUAACAACCGUUUCAUGCCACACAUUGAUGUUAUAUCUAAAUUGGCGGCACUCAGAAAAAGAAACACGGCUAGGUCUCGGUCUGCUGAAGAAGUUUUAGAAUGUCGACCCGGCGAAGUAGAACGUAUACGACGAAGAUUCGAAGCUAUGUCGCUGCUCGGACAGAUGUAUACCUCAACCCCAGAUGUUUGCGAACUUCAAAAUAUUACAUCUUAUUUGGCCGGACCAUGGAUCGCACAUCGGUAUCCAAAGCCAGAAGAUAAUAAGAAGCCUAUUAGAGAUUCAGAUAAUUCGUUACGGGGUCGGACGACGUUAAACAAGAAAGAUAAAACAAAACCUAAGGGAUCCGUAAAUUUAAACUCUAUCCUUAAAAGCGAUUCAUUAGCUAAACAAGCCUUCAAUCCCUUGGUUCACCAACCGGCAAGCCGUUAUGAGCCGCCGCGCACACCGCCUCGGCCGCCGCCGGCCGCGUGGCCGUACCGUCUUGCGCCCUAUGUUACACCGUCGCGGCACACAGUCACAUUCAAAGGUUAA
This is a messenger RNA of Danaus chrysippus (African queen), 4887 nucleotides long. The record is from the annotation of a GenBank genome assembly. Lineage: Eukaryota; Metazoa; Arthropoda; Insecta; Lepidoptera; Nymphalidae.